Molecule: messenger RNA, 5020 nt
Organism: Paramuricea clavata
Lineage: Eukaryota; Metazoa; Cnidaria; Anthozoa; Malacalcyonacea; Plexauridae
Source: the annotation of a GenBank genome assembly
AUGAAGGUGUUGUUUAAAAUUUUAACACUUUGCAUCGCAAUUUCAACUCAAUUUAAAUCAGAGUCAUCUUCGGAAAGGCAGAAUUACUUCAAGAAAAUAAAAGAGCGUGGUAAGAAUUUAUGUUAUUUCAAGGCAAGGAGUGACAAAAACAUUGGCCUCCUUGGCACUAACAGUGCAUCAAUGUAUAUAAUAAUUACAGGGGUCAUGCAGGUGCCCAAAUCUAAAUGUUCGGAUCUACUUAAGCCUAUAUAAAGCAACGGACAAUACCUGUCUCAGCCACCUAUAUAAACAUACAAUAAAUAUAUAGGAAACAACAUAAUCAUGGCUGCAACAUAAUAUAAAGUGUUUAGUAGUCGAUGUUGACAGCUUUAAUAUCGAAGAAUAAAAUGAUAAUGCAAAGCAAAAAACAGAAAGCGAUUGAAGACCGUCUGACCGUGUGGCUCGGUUGGUAGAGCAUCGAUCUAGUAACUCGAGGGUCGCGGGUUCGGGACCGGGCCGCGACGGGCGAGGUUUUCUGCUUGCGCGCUGUCUGGAAUUUAUGAUAUAAUACCGAGUAGUAAAAAAAUAAUAUAACACUUGCAGAACUAAUAUUGUUCGAUGCUGAAUUAUGACAUUUAGUAGCUAUAUAUAGUUCAUAAUUUCCAGUCUUAUAAUAAUGAAAGACAACAAAACUAUAGAAUCGUCUUUCUAAAGAACGAGUCACGAACAAUGAUCAUUUUUGUUUCUGAAAGCCAAUCACAAAACAUGAUAUAAUUAUAGGUAUAGAUCUUUACCCCAUCUUUAACAACUGGCCUGCAACAAUGCUAAAUAUGUAUGCUUUUUAUAAGAAGUUGAUCUACGUAUAUAUUAUUUCCAUGAUUCAGUCAUGGAAAUUAAUUCGUAGACAAAACAAUAAUUUUCCAAAUGUUUCCCCCUCCCCCCCUUUACAAAUGUCAAUAGGGAGCUUUAGAUUUGACUACGACUACGAGAUUUAAUCGCGUGCGAGGAAAUUACCGUAGUCGUUUUCGUUUCCAUUUAAAUGUUGCUUUUGUAGCAGUAAACCAACAACGAGAGAAAAAAAAGUUUCAUAAACUAAAUCUCCUGCAGACUAAAAUCCCCUAGAAAACGUGAAAAUAAGCCAUAACAUUAAAAACAGGCCAGAUAUUUAGUACUAAUAUAUUAUUUGCGCCGGAUAAACGCUAUAUAAAUGCUACAAAUUAUUUUUGGUAAACAAAAAAAAAGAACUUUCUUUUUUUUUUUGAAAAGUCGUUGUAAGGACUACGAGAUUUCUCCACAAUUUCGUACUCAGAUGGGCGACGGCUACGACUUUUUCGCGUCAGUACGGGAUGGCCUAAGCAUACAGCAUGCGUUUCGCUUGACGAAUCUCGUACUCGUAGUCGUACUGGUAGUCAAAUCUAAAGCUCCCUAAUGUGUGCAUAAGUUCACUGUCAAAGGUAUAUGUUAUAAUGAACAAUGUGUUUGGGGAGUUGGCCGUGGAUAUAAACAUCUUUAACAACUGGCUUCCAACAAUGUUAGGCCUAAAUAUGUAUGCUUUUUAUAAGAACAUAUAUUAUUAUUAUUAUUAUUAUUAUUAUUAUUAUAACGUAUAUUAUUUCCAUGAUUGUUGAUAGAGCACAAAUAAUCGUUUCAUAUAGUCGUAUAUAUAUAUAUAUAUAUAUAUAUAUAUAUAUAUAUAUAUAUAUAUAUAUAUAUAUAUAUAUAUAUAUAUAUAUAUAUAUAUAUAUAUAUAUAAUAUAGUCAUUCAUCGUACAUGAGCUGUUCUACAAUCUGAUUGGUUGAAUUACUCGCUGUAUAUCAGCUCAUAUUCGGCGAGUAGCGAAAAACAAGAUGGCGGUCCAAAAACUACAUGCAGUUUUGCGAAGCAGAAAAAAGGAAAAUAUUCGCUUUGAGAAAGAUAAUAGUACAAGGAAAAACUCUCAAAAAAAUUUGACAGGCAAAAUACAUUUAUUUCAUAGAAAUUAGUUUAAAUACAAGUUUUUUUAAAGAAUUAAUACCGAAACAACAGGGAAAAAACAUGUAAUCAGUUAUUUUGAAACUUUAGGCGACUCAUUGGCACCUGAAGAAAUUAUAUCCAGCCAUAGUGUCUACACUAAAGUCGAAUGUUCCUUCAAAUGUAAUGAAGAAGAAACAUGUGGUGGUUACAACUACAGAACGAAAUCAAAGAAACAUGAAAUAAAUUGUCAAAUCAGCAAGAAAUCUAAAGCAAGUGAAAGUGGCAGAAACGGAGAAUGGACGUUUUAUCAAGAUUCUCAAACUGUCCCUCCGGUGAGUAUUAAAAUACCAUAAAAUACUUGUCGCAUCAGUACGUUUUUCUUCGUUAUCAUACACAAGUGGUAACCGCGAGUGAACUGUGCUUGGUAUCUGCAACAAAAAUAGUCGAUAGUAUAUAAAAGAUAUUCCAAAUCAAUAUACCACUCAUGUUAAAAGAGCUAUGGAAGCGCGACCUGGGUUAUAUAUAAUUAUAAUUAUUUUGAGAUUGUAACAGUUUAUUUAAUACGAUCUCGAGCUAUUCAUGCAUUUUUAGGCGAAACUUGGUAGUCUUCGACUGGUUUCAAAAACUGGUAUGCAGUGGAAGGUAUUAUAUAUUAAGUAAAAGUUUGCGAUCAGAGAAACUCUUAAAGUUACUGUUUCGAUUAUGGUGCGUAAUGACCGAUUUGAUAUACGUCAAUAUACGUGGCUUUUAUUCCUUUUAAUUUCUUCCAAUAAAACCUAAUCCGCCGUCUAUAGUCGUAGUCAUAAACACGUUCCACUUAAACGUGAAAUUGUCUAAAACUUUCUUUUGUUUCAGUUUCUCUCUGCAUCCAAAUUAGCUUAUGGUUGUAGAAGUAUAGAAAUUGUGACCCGUUUCAUUGAAUCGAUUCGAUAUCAGGCCUAUUAGUUCUGUUCACUUAAAGGCGGUUUUCCACUAGGCGAAAUUUUUCGAUCGAACCGAAAUUUCAUUGUUCAAAUUCAAAAGAUUUCUGUUUAGUUCCAUCUGAGUGCUUGUAAAGGCGGUUUUCCACUAGGCGAAAUUUUUCGACCAAAUCGAAAUUUCUAUUGUUCAAAUUCAAAAGAUUUCUGUUUAGUUCCAUCUGAGUGCUUGUAAGACAAAAGAAAAUUUCGAUUCGGUUGAAAAAUUUCGCCUGGUGGAAAACCGCCUUUUUUUUCGACCGAAUCGAAAUUUUCUUUUGUCUUAAGGCGGUUUUCCACCAGGCGAAACUUUUCCACAGAAUCGAAAUUUUCUUUUGUCUUACAAGCACUCAGAUGGAACUAAACAGAAAUCUUUUGAAUUUGAACAAUAGAAAUUUCGGUUUGGUCGAAAAAUUUCGCCUAGUGGAAACCUUCUUCUAUACUUAGUAUUCUUUAUAUAAAACCUUCUCCUACUUAGUAUUCUUUAUAAUUAUAAAGAAUACUAAUGAAGUCGCGUUUGAAGCCGUUUAAUAAACACAUAUGCAGUACGUGCUUUAUUAGGUCUAAAACCACUCGCACUAUAUGCGCUCGUGUUUUUAAACCUAACAAAACACUUUUGCUCGUUUAUUAAAUAGUAUACAUUGUUUCUAGUUCGACUCGUUUUGGACAUGACAUUAUGUUUAUAUAUAUGCAGUAUGUAGGUCGAUUAUAUUAUAUACAUUCAAAACUCAUUAUAUAAUAGUGUUUUUUUAUUAACAAAUAUUACUCUUUUUUCUACCCUGAACAAUCCAAGAAAUACUGGACUUUAAUUGCACGCUUCUCCAACAGCGACUCUAAACAUUGGAUUACAGAUAGUGCCUUUUGGUAUGACAGAGUCACUCCAUAUGGGGACGCCAGCAACGCAUCAGACAAUAUGGAUAUGAUUUCUGCAGCUUUCUGGAAAACGAAAGGACAUGAAAUCAAGAUUACUAGAAGUGACGAUUCGAGUCACACAGCAUUAUUACAGACCACUUCAAAUUGUCUUCAAGGUACGUAGAUAAAAAGUGAAAAACUGAUAAUACAAAGCGAAAAACAGAAAGCCACCUGCCGCUAUUCAAAGAUAAUUUUUUUGUUGUGUUUGUUAAGUUCUAUUAUUUGCUAAGUCUAUUUUUUAUUAAGUGUUGCAUUAAGCCUGGGGCAAUGAUUACUUUUAGAAAAUAUUCUGACUCUGAUAAAGGUACAAGUAUGUGAUAAACAGCUUAUCAUAAUCGGGCGAGGCGAUAUCAGUUUUAUUGCGUUCAGCACGAUAUCAUAAAAUGUAAUCAGCAAGACUAGAUGCAUAAGUGUGCCAAGCCUACAUAUAUAGUUUGCCAUACAAAACAAAUUUGCCGUAAAUAAAUGUUUUACAAAGUAACUCAAGCUAAGUUUGUCUUUUAUUUGCUCUACUUUCGUACACUCUAUAUUCGUACAAUUCGGCACUCAAUACACUUAUUGACAUUCGACAACUUCACUUUGUAGCUCAGUGGUCAGAGCGUGCAGCCUUGUAGCUCAGUGGUCAAAGUUCUGCCUAAAGUUCCAUUAUUUCCAGAUGCUUCUGAUUAGGUUUCAAAUUGUAUAUAUAUAUACAGUAUAUAUUAUAAAAAAUCCCAUUUACAGUUAUACCGAACGAGUUGCCCUAAAUCGUGCUAUUUACCAAUAUACUAAAUUCUGGCGUCGGCUUAUGAGCAUUAAUGAGUGGCAUUGUGUUUUCAAAGGUGGGACAUUCAGAUCAAAAAUUGCGAGUUACGGAAACUUUCGUAAUGGUGCAGUCUGGGCAAGCGAUCAGUGUCUUGGAAGUUGUCCAGUAACUUACGGCGGUCAGUAUGAAACUACAGCAGGUUUCAAACAACACAAUUGCAGCAGUAAUUUACAGAAUAGUAGCUACAUUGGAUUUUGGUGUGAUUGGAAUAAUGGUGAUGGUGCAGUGAUGAUGAUUGGUGGAGGAGGACGUGGUUGUGUGAGGGCAGACCAUGGUAUUGGAAUAACCGAGAAAAAUGCAGCAAAGUUUGGUUCUGGAGAGAAUUAUGAUUUUGGUAAUCAGGCAAAAGGCAAGCAACAUUCUUCACCGUAUUCGCUUAAUUUGUGGGUUUGUUAGAAUUAUUUUUUGUAAAUU